CAAGUCCUUCACACUUUCCCAUUCCACCAUAAAGUCAAUUUUUUAUUCAUCUCUUAUAUAAUUUAAUCUUUUGCAACCAUCAUGGCUGAGGAAAAGCACCACCACCUUUUCCACCAUGAAGAAAAAAAGUCUGGCUUUGGUGAAGAAGUUGAUUAUAAAAAAGAAGAGAAACACCACAAGCAUCUUGAGCACCUUGGUGAGCUUGGUACUGCGGCUGCUGGUGCUUAUGCCUUGCACGAGAAGCAUGAGGCUAAGAAAGAUCCUGAACAUGCUCACAAGCACAAGAUAGAAGAAGAGAUUGCGGCCGCGACCGCUGUGGGAUCUGGUGGUUUUGCUUUCCAUGAACACCAUGAUAAAAAAGAAGCUAAGAAAGAAGAUGAGGAAGCUCAUGGAAAGAAGCACCAUCUCUUUGGAUGAAAAUGAUAAAUAUAACAAGCUCAAAAAGAGUACUUUGUGAUAAAUAAAAUCAAGCUAAAUAAAGUUUUUGAGUUAUAGUUUGGAGUGUUUAAUUCUCUAUAGUUUCUUUAUAUAUUUGCAUAUAUAUAAUAUGUGCUGUAUUAUUUGACCAAUAAUUCAUGGUUUAUAUAUAAAGUAAUGUAAGUGUUUGCUUGA
Trifolium pratense (red clover) is the source of this 612-nucleotide messenger RNA. RefSeq names its product abscisic stress-ripening protein 2-like. NCBI's taxonomy places the organism in Eukaryota, Viridiplantae, Streptophyta, Magnoliopsida, Fabales, Fabaceae. Bases 82 to 417 code for a protein of 111 amino acids. The transcript is spliced from 2 exons. The record is from RefSeq and is a predicted model, not a curated record.